AGAAUAACGGAUCUGGAGUGCUGAAUAUGCAAAUUUUGCUCUCUUCGUACAACCCGGCUAACCUCAACUUACCCGCUAUAACAAUGUUGCGAAUGGCUGAGGACAACGAUAAUAUAUGCUGCACAACAGCGGAGCCUAAUCAAACGAACGUUAAAAAUCGUAGAAAUGUUCUAAAUCACAGUGGGAAGGGAGAUAAGAUGUUAAUACUAAGUGAUAAUAGAAGCGGUGGAAGGGACGAUUCACUUAACGAUGAUGAGCGGAUAGAAGAGAUCAUGUAUUUCGUCGAGGAUAUGAUAGUAAAAGACUCGAAUAGUCACCUAUUGAAGGAAGGAUUUGAACAACCCGAGGAAUGA
Messenger RNA from Acaulospora morrowiae, 353 nucleotides. The record is from the annotation of a GenBank genome assembly. NCBI's taxonomy places the organism in Eukaryota, Fungi, Glomeromycota, Glomeromycetes, Diversisporales, Acaulosporaceae.